GGCCCCCAGAGCGAGUCAGGCGGCGCCAUGCUCAGCGCCCAGGAGCGCGCUCAAAUCACGCAGGUCUGGGACCUGAUCGCGGGCCACGAGGCGCAAUUUGGGGCGGAGCUGCUCCUCAGGCUCUUCACCGUGUACCCCAGCACCAAGGGCUACUUCCCACACCUGAGUGCCUGCCAGGACGCGGCGCAGCUGCUGAGCCACGGUCAGCGCAUGCUGGCAGCCGUGGGCGCGGCGGUGCAGCACAUGGACAACCUGCGCGCCGCGCUGAGCCCGCUGGCGGACCUACAUGCGCUCGUGCUGCGCGUGGACCCAGCCAACUUUCCGCUGCUAAUCCAGUGUUUCCAGGUCGUGCUGGCCUCCCACCUGCAGGACGAGUUCACCGUGGAAAUGCAGGCGGCGUGGGACAAGUUCCUGACUUCCGUGAGCACCGUGCUGACCUCCAAAUACCGUUAAGCUGGAGCCUCGGUGGCCAUGCCCCUUGCCCCUUGGUUCUCGGGCCAGGCCCUCCUUCCCUCCCUGCACCUGCAGCCCCUGGUCUUUGAAUAAAGUCUGAGUGGGCGGCA
Sapajus apella (tufted capuchin) is the source of this 563-nucleotide messenger RNA. RefSeq names its product hemoglobin subunit mu (gene HBM). Gene Ontology annotation, biological process: hydrogen peroxide catabolic process; oxygen transport. Gene Ontology annotation, molecular function: organic acid binding; heme binding; haptoglobin binding. Gene Ontology annotation, cellular component: hemoglobin complex; haptoglobin-hemoglobin complex; blood microparticle. The coding region runs from base 28 to 453 and encodes 141 amino acids. Lineage: Eukaryota; Metazoa; Chordata; Mammalia; Primates; Cebidae. The transcript has 4 exons. The record is from RefSeq and is a predicted model, not a curated record.